AUGUCUCUUGCGGAAAUCUGGUAUGUUUCUAUCGUACGGUGGUAUAUGCGUAUUGAAUUUACCGAUUGGCAACUUGUCACGUGGUUGCUUCUUCUAAGCACGUGCGAGUCUCUCAGCCACACCUUAGAAUUGCCUUUGAAGUCGCCUCGCAUGGUCGACGCAGCAACUAUUCCCAAUACGCUACCCCCGCCCAACGAAGGUUUCACUCACGGGGGCGAUCUCGUCCUGCGCAGUACGGACAACGUAGACUUUAGCGUCCAUGCACUUUUCCUAUCCGUUGCCUCUCCCGUAUUUUCUGAUUUGCUCAAAUCUGGGAGUCGUGAAGAAGUCGUGCUGUUCUCGGAGAGAGCAGAGCUACUGGCUCUCAUGCUCAAGUUUAUCUACCCACGACCUACACCGAAUAUUACAUCCCUAGAUCUCUUGGACGAUGCUUACGCGUAG
Messenger RNA from Rhizoctonia solani, 441 nucleotides. RefSeq names its product The BTB (BR-C, ttk and bab)/POZ (Pox virus and Zinc finger) domain. Gene Ontology annotation, molecular function: protein binding. The record is from RefSeq and is a predicted model, not a curated record. Bases 1 to 441 code for a protein of 146 amino acids. The transcript has a single exon. Lineage: Eukaryota; Fungi; Basidiomycota; Agaricomycetes; Cantharellales; Ceratobasidiaceae.